AUGGAACUCCGGAAACAAUUGGAGAAAUUCUGGCAGAUAGAGGAACUACAACCGACAAAGCUUCGAUCACAGGAAGAGAUCCAGUGCGAAGAACACUUUAAUGCCACUCAUUCUAGAAAAACAGACGGCCGCUUCGUUGUACACUUACUGAUCAAGGAUGGUAUCCAAAAUUUAGGCGAAUCCUACAAAAUCGCCGAAAAACGUCUGAAAGCAUUAGAGGUCAAAUUAGAAAGACAACCCGAUCUCAAGCGACAAUAUCACGAAUUCAUGCUUGAAUACCACAAGCUGAAUCACAUGACAGAAAUACCAGCAACAAGGAUGAAUGACAAGCCUAGUUACUACAUCCCGCAUCAUGCGGUCAUAAAAGAAGACAGUGCAACCACGAAGCUAAGAGUAGUAUUCGAUGCUUCAUGCAAAACAACUGCUGGUAACUCUCUAAAUGACUUCCUCAAGGUAGGGUUAAAUUUACAGGAGGAUCUAUUCGAUAUUGUCGUACGCCUUCGACAGCAUGAUUAUGCAAUGGCCGCAGACAUCACCAAAAUGUACAGACAGGUCGAAGUAACAGAAGACCAUCGUAAACUGCAACGAGUACUCUGGAGAUGGUCGAAAGAGGAACCCAUCCGGGCAUUCGAGUUGAAUACAGUCACCUAUGGUAUGUCUAGUUCAUCGUUCUUAGCAAUAAAAUUGUUGCAAGAAACAGCACAUCAACUCAAGAAACAGUAUCCACAAGCAAGCGAAAUAAUACUGAAAGAUUUUUAUGUGGACGACCUGUUAACAGGAGCCAAUUCAAUCGAGGAAUUAAAGAAGAUAAAAUACGACGUCAUCAGCAUUCUAUCAAGCGCAAGAUUUAAUCUUAGUAAAUGGAAGUCUAACGCCAAAGAAAUAAGUGAUUCAGAUGCCAACGAAAACACUGUAAGACUCGGAGAUACGACUAAGGUUCUCGGUCUAUGGUGGAACACCACUACCGACACAUUUCAUUACCGCAUUAAGCAAGAAAACGAACCAAAGAGGACCACGAAACGCUACAUCUUAUCAAAAAUAGCGGAAAUUUAUGACCCUCUUGGUUGGAUAGGUCCCAUUGUGGUACGAGCUAAAAUAAUAAUGCAACGUCUAUGGCAAAUGAAGAAAGACUGGGAUGACGAUAUCACAGGAGACACUCAUGCAAUGUGGAUUCAUUGGAGAGCGCAAAUCAAAUUCCUUGAAAGCAUCACCAUUCCACGCAAAAUCCUAUGCGACAAUCCCACUCAAGUUGAACUACACGGAUUCUGCGAUGCAUCCGAGGCAGCAUAUGGCGCCUGUGUAUACUUACGCAGCGCAAACUCCCAAGGAAAAUAUACAGUAAACCUUUUAUGUGCCAAAUCGCGAAUAGCACCUAUAAAGAAAGUAUCAUUACCGAGACUGGAACUCUGUGGAGCCACGUUAUUGCUUUAUCAUGGAUAUCCAGCGACGCAAGCAAAUGGCACACAUUCAUCGCCAACAGAGGAGAUAAAACGUAUUACACAUGACGCCCUAUGGUAUCACGUCAAAUCCGAGGAAAACCCAGCAGACCUGUUAUCGAGAGGAAUCAAUCCUGAAAAAAUAAAGUCAAUGGAACUAUGGUGGAAGGGCCCAAAAUUUCUUCAGCACGGUCCCUCUCCACAACCAUUCAAAUCCGGAAAGGCCUCCGAUAAGGUUCCCGAAGGACGUGUCAUAAGCCUGAUAGUACAAGAUAAAAGCUCUAAAACCAAUUCCAGUAUAAUUAAAAGAUUUUCAUCACUUACAAAAUUAAAACGAGUCAUAGCGUACUGCCUACGCUUUAAGAGCAACGCAUUGAACUCCAAUCGAUCAAACCAACCGUUAACGGUUCAAGAAACGAACAAGGCAUUAAUUAUAGUUAUUAAAAUCUGCCAAGCCGACGAAUUCCACCAGGAACUACAUGAUCUCCGCGAUCAACGAAAAAUAAAUUCUAAAAGUAAGAUGCUAACCUUGCACCCCUUCCUUGAUGAUGACGGCAUUAUUCGCGUGGGGGGAAGGUUAAGGCACGCGCCCAUCGAAUACAGCAGGAAAUACCCAAUCAUAUUGCCUAAAAAACAUCACCUCACAGAACUAAUCAUUAGAGAUGCUCAUUAUAGAAAUUUACACGCCGGAACACAGGCAAUACUCGCAGAUGUCCGCAAUAAUUACUGGCCAAUAUCUGGCAAAGACGCGAUUCGCCGCGUAUUAAAAAAAUGCAUCAUCUGCUAUCGCGUAAAGCCCACUAUAGCCACGCAGUUAAUGGGCAAUCUACCCAUUCAUCGGGUGACUCAGGCGCGCCCAUUUCUAAAUACAGGCGUAGAUUACGCUGGUCCAUUUAAUAUUAAAAUUUCGCGGAACAAAACCGGAAAAGCAUAUCUAUCUAUUUUUAUUUGUUUGGCCACUAAGGCGGUACAUUUUGAGCUGGUUCCGGACCUAACCACAGUAGCCUUUUUAAACGCAAUGAAAAGGUUCAUCGCUCGAAGGGGUAGGUGUCUCACCUUGUAUUCAGAUAACAGCACCACAUUUGUUGGUGCUAAUAACCAGCUGAAGGAGCUAAAAGAAUUCCUUGCUAAGGAAGCCACUCAGGCGCAAUUAAAAGAAUUUUUAGUUGGGCAGUUCGUUACUUGGAAGUUUAUCCCUCCACACUCUCCACACAUGGGUGGACUCUGGGAAGCAGCAGUCAAGUCUGCCAAAACCCACAUGAAGAAAAUCAUCGGUACAAACGUACUAUCAUUCGAAGAACUUCUCACCGUUUUGCUACAAAUAGAGUCAUGCUUAAAUUCCAGGCCACUCACGCCAAUAACCAAUGAUCCUACGGAUCUAUGGUCACAGGAAUAUAUCUCGCAGCUACACCAACGUUCCAAAUGGAAGCGUAUGGAAAAUACAAAUAUAAAGAUAGGCACUAUGGUGCUAAUAAAAAAUGAAAGUACUCCUCCGAUCAUCUGGCCAUUAGGUCGAAUCGUAGAAACUCACCCAGGAUCAGACGGUAUAACACGCGUUGUUACCGUUAAGACUGGUCAUGGUGUAAGUAAACGAGCGUUAUCUAAACUAUGUAUUCUACCCAUAGAUGACAACAUGUAA
This is a messenger RNA of Solenopsis invicta (red fire ant), 3075 nucleotides long. RefSeq lists its product as uncharacterized. The coding region runs from base 1 to 3075 and encodes 1024 amino acids. Lineage: Eukaryota; Metazoa; Arthropoda; Insecta; Hymenoptera; Formicidae. Gene Ontology annotation, biological process: DNA integration. The record is from RefSeq and is a predicted model, not a curated record. Gene Ontology annotation, molecular function: nucleic acid binding. The transcript is spliced from 3 exons.